GCUGGUCGGACGAGCCUGCAGCUGCGUUUAGACGCAUUUCAGCCGUGGCUACGCAUUGACUGUGACAACUAAAGUUCGAACCGUUCGAACGGUAAAAAAGGUGGAAAAGGAAAAAAGGAAAAAAGGAAGCCUAUCUUUCCAUCGGUAUUUAGUGUAAAUUGCUGUGUCGUUUAUAGGAUUAUAAAUGACCGCCAUCACUAAAGACUUCAUUGACAUCAAUCUCUCCACCGAUGAGUUGAUGCUGAAAGAGCUCGAGCGGCGCGAUGGCAUCUAUUCGUUCAUUUUUCACGAACUAGAAGUACCCAAAGCGGAAACACCAACAGCCAGCAUAUCGCCUGUCAAGCUGAUUGACAGAAGUUAUGGAGCAACAAAAGCGCCAACAACAAAUGGAAACGAAAUCAGUGACAACACCGACAGCAGCAAUGGCACCGAUAACAACAACGCGUCCGAUAAGUACAAAAUUCGCACAGAAACUGUGCUCAUUCAGCGUUCGAAUGUAAUUUGCCACUCAAAUAGUACAUUAACAGCAACAGCAACAAAAACAAAAACAAUGAUUUACACCGCACCGACAACAACAACGCUUAUCAACACCUCACCAAACAACAAGAGUCCGACAGCAGCCGAACCCGCCACCUCAUCAAGCGCAAUGCCAAUCAUUUUACCAAGCAUAUUUACAACAACACCACUGUCAACAACAACAGCAUGCACCACACCGAUCACAAACGGUAAUGUAUUGCCACCCGCCGCUUGUUUCCCAAGCCUCAGUGGCAUCAACAUGCGCAGUUAUCACGAACACUUCAAGACCUGGCAUCCGCCGGCCACCCUCGUCUACGACAAUCCCAAACUCUAUGCGUAUAUGGCUAAUUGUGGCUUUCGUGUGCGCCUGGCCACACCGCGUUUCUCGCACAUCUCGGCGCCUUUGGUGCGCAAUCGCCGACACGCGCUCAAGGAGACCCCUCAGUACAAGCGAAUGUCGGAGAUGUGUAUGUGUGCGCCGGUCGCCGAUUUGCGUGCGCUCUUCCCGCUCGAUCCCGAUGUGCAUGCCCCCUUUGCAACGUCGGUAGGUGGUGUGGAGGACAUGACUAUGACAGAUGUGAAUGCGGGGGUUGUGGAGUUGUCUGAGACCCCUUGUUGUGUUGGCGGAACUCUGAUGCAGGACACGCCGCUACUUAAGUGACCGAUGUUAGAGUUUAUAAUCAUUAAAAUUAAUAAUGUUAUUAUAAAAGUAGAAACAUUAUAGUCUUAUCUCCAGACAUGACAAUGAGUCUAUAAUGUUAACAGUCCUCAUAUAUUUACCUUAAAAAUUAAGUUUUUUCCUACAUAUGUAUCUAAACAUAUGGAACCCAAUAAAUUGUAGUAAAUAAACACAAGUGGCCUGCAAUCACUCAAAUCAAAACACUUGAAAGUUGCACAAAUCGAAUCAAGAUUGGAAAGCUUCUGUGAAAGUUGUGGAGAAAGUUUAUUCACCGGUCCAAAACGAUGAAAAGGAAAAGUGAACUAACAUCACUGCUACGCAAAAGAAACUGUGGCUCUCAAAGAGAAAAUGCAAUUUCCUUACAAGUGAUGAAUGAAAAUAUGAAUAUAAGCAACUCUGAAAACUAUCACAUAAAUAUAUAUUUACAUGUAUGUAUGGCUAUCGAAAUUUAAGGUGGUCUGUUUUUUCGAUUAAUUAUUAUUUUUUUACUUUAAGAAAUAUUUUAUUAAUAACAAAUAUAUUAUUAAUAUUUAUAAUAAAUUAUUUUUACUAUUUGCAGAAGUCUUAUAAUUAAGGUCCUAUCUAGAUCCUAACAAGAAUCUACUUUUUUCCGCUCUAAAGGAAAUAGUCAUCUAUGUUUCUUCAACCUCGAGAGAGCCUUAUUAGAACAGGAGUCUUUGAGAGUUCAAAAUAUAAAAUUUACCUCAAUAUGUAAAUUAAGAACAAACAUCAAACUGAAAAUUUGAGAUCCUUACAUAUUUAAGAACAUCCCAAGAGACUUCAUAUAGUCUUAACGGCUUUACAAAAAUAAAUAUUUAGCAAUAUAUCAUUACUAUCUCGUCGAAUAACUAAAAAAUGUGAAAAAUAAAGAUUGAAACAGUUUUGCAACACAUUCCAAAAUAAAUAAAAAUUAAAUAUUGCCUUAGUUUGUCAAACUGAGAGCUAACUUCUUUAUAUUAACAGUAUGCCUCGGGGUUUCUUUCGUUAUAUGGAUUGAGCUGCUGCAUUCGACUUUUUAAUAGCAUUAGAGAUGAACUGAGACUAUAUGAACUUAAUACAGUAAUCCCCGCUUAAGUGUCCCUUCUUAACAAGACUUUUGGAGACACUUAAA
Zeugodacus cucurbitae (melon fly) is the source of this 2306-nucleotide messenger RNA. RefSeq lists its product as uncharacterized. Lineage: Eukaryota; Metazoa; Arthropoda; Insecta; Diptera; Tephritidae. The record is from RefSeq and is a predicted model, not a curated record. The transcript is spliced from 2 exons. The coding region runs from base 185 to 1177 and encodes 330 amino acids.